AUGAAUCUUUACUCUUUUCUUCCCCGUAGGAUUUCGUAUGACCCCACAAGGUAUCCUAAAUACAUUCCUGAAGCCUACUGCCUGUGCAAAGGCUGCCUGAUGGGGACCUUUGGGGAGGAGGACUUCCACUUCCGCAGCACCCCGGUGUACAUGCCCACUGUCAUCCUGCGCCGCUCCGCGUCCUGCGCCGGCGGCCGCUACGUCUACACCGAGGACUACGUCACUAUCCCGGUGGGCUGCACCUGUGUCCCUGAGCAAGACAAAGGGGCUGAAAGUGUAAAUUCCAGCAUAGAUAAGCAAGAAAUGAAGCUGCUGGUAAGCCAGAACAAGCCGUCGUCAGAAUGAGGACUGUAUAGAUUCAUGUGGCAGUGUUGGCUUCACAUCAUCAUUUCACCACCUCAGGAAGCUGCACCACAGCAGCAGACACAUUGACUUACCCUCUUUUUCUACUUCCAGUUAUUUCAGUUGUAAGAUGGAAAGUUCUGUCCAGUCGCUCAGAUUCAUAUUAAGAACUUACUUAGUUCAUGUAAGUAUUUGUUGCAAAUUCCAGUGUAGCUUUUUUUGCUUUUCUUAGAGCAGCGCAUUUUAUCCUCGCUUAUUCACACUAAACUUUAGAAAAUAAUGCAACUGUAAGACAUGCUAGCUAUUACUAUAGCAGACUACUGGUUGUAGAUAUUUUUAAGGCGUAUCUUAUACUCUACUUUUAAAUACUCACAUAUAAAAAUCACAUAGCUGCCAUACAUGUGCCAAAUCAGCAGUUAAAAAGGAUAAUUUUUGGGGCUGGGAGAGCCUUCCUUUAUACUGCAUAUCUUAACCCCAAGCUGUGUUCUUGACUUUUACAUCUUUAUACAGCAAGGAAACCUUUGCUGAGUUUGAGUCAAUUAUGAAACAAUACUCUACAGGUCUGCUAUUUUUAAACUUGCCAAAUUGCUAAGGGUACAAAAGUAUUGAGAAAAGUAUGCUAGAUUGUUGUACAACUGCACUGGAGUAAGUCUAAUUGCUCAGAAAAUAUAAACUAGACAAAAUAGUUUGAGUCCCAAGAAUUCUGGUUUACAUUUAAUUCAUCAUGAACUGUGUAACUGUUCCUUGUGACAAAACUGUAUUGUACAGUUGAAAGGACAAAAUAUUUUCCAUGUUAUGAGAAGAGAUUCCCCAUUAAAAAAAAAAAGUACAAAGUGUAGGCUUCAUUCCAGGUACAAUGGAGAUAAAUAAACAGGCAAGCUCUUAACUACAGAUGCUACAGGGGUCAUUGAGAUGAGUUCCAGCCAAUCCAGACUUGUUAAAAUCAACUGAUUUAUACAGUUGGUGUUACUCAUUUUUCCCUAUGCUACACAUA
Molecule: messenger RNA, 1336 nt
Organism: Apus apus (common swift)
Lineage: Eukaryota; Metazoa; Chordata; Aves; Apodiformes; Apodidae
Gene: IL17D
Product: interleukin 17D
Exons: 1
Coding region: 1-345 (114 amino acids)
Biological process (GO): inflammatory response
Cellular component (GO): extracellular region
Molecular function (GO): cytokine activity
Source: RefSeq, a predicted model, not a curated record